Messenger RNA from Baudoinia panamericana UAMH 10762, 945 nucleotides. RefSeq lists its product as uncharacterized. Gene Ontology annotation, biological process: base-excision repair, AP site formation via deaminated base removal; base-excision repair. Gene Ontology annotation, cellular component: mitochondrion; nucleus. The record is from RefSeq and is a predicted model, not a curated record. The transcript has a single exon. The coding region runs from base 1 to 945 and encodes 314 amino acids. Lineage: Eukaryota; Fungi; Ascomycota; Dothideomycetes; Mycosphaerellales; Teratosphaeriaceae. Gene Ontology annotation, molecular function: uracil DNA N-glycosylase activity.
AUGUCGCUCAAACGCAAGGCGGUCGACCUGGCUGCCGAUGCUGCCAAGAAGCCCAAGAACAGUUCCAUUACAUCCUUCUUCUCCCAGCCGAAACCGAACCCGUCAACCUCGUCAAACAACCCGUCGCAGCCAGCCUCAUCCCCAACAGCACCCGAGACGAAGCCAGUUGUCUUCGACAAGGAAGCAUGGAUUGCGAAACUCACCACCGAGCAGAAGGAGCUACUCAAGCUCGAGAUUGAAACGCUGCAUGAAAGCUGGCUCGGCGCGCUUAAAGAUGAGGUCACGAGUCGUGAAUUCCUUGACCUCAAGCGCUUCCUAAAGCGUGAACUCGAGACGGGAAAGAAGGUGUUCCCGCCGGCGGACGACAUAUACAGCUGGUCCCGCCACACGCCUCUCCCCAACGUCAAAGCCGUCAUUCUUGGUCAAGACCCCUACCACAACCUCAACCAAGCUCACGGUCUAUGCUUCUCCGUCCGCCCUCCGACUCCCGCUCCGCCAUCGCUUAAGAACAUGUAUAUCGCGCUCAAGAAGGACUACCCAGAAUUCAAGCCACCACCGAAGAAUGGCGGGCUCCUGACACCCUGGGCUGAUCGUGGCGUGCUACUCCUCAACACCUGCCUUACGGUCCGCGCACAUGAAGCGAACAGCCAUGCCGGAAAAGGAUGGGAGAAGUUCACGCAGAAGGUCAUAGACAUCGUUGCUGCGAAGCGGACACGCGGAGUAGUCUUCCUGGCUUGGGGUAGCCCGGCGCAGAAGCGGUGCGUGAAGAUCAGCAGCAAGCAUUUGGUGCUCAAGAGUGUUCACCCUAGCCCGUUGUCUGCGGCGAAAGGCUUCUUUGACUGUGGACACUUCAAGAAAGCGAAUGCGUGGCUGAUGGAGAGAUAUGGAGAGGAUGGGACCAUUGACUGGAAUCUGGACGUGGCGCCGGAGGAUGCUGGCGUGUGA